Messenger RNA from Rhizopus microsporus ATCC 52813, 873 nucleotides. RefSeq lists its product as uncharacterized. Lineage: Eukaryota; Fungi; Mucoromycota; Mucoromycetes; Mucorales; Rhizopodaceae. The record is from RefSeq and is a predicted model, not a curated record. The transcript has a single exon. The coding region runs from base 288 to 491 and encodes 67 amino acids.
GAAAGACAAAGAUCGGGAGGGGAUUAUUAAUCAGAUGAAAUGUGAUACUUAAAAAGAAAUAGGGCAAGAAUAGUAUUUUGCUAGAUUCAAAUAUUUCGUUAUUUCCAUACGGUUCUAGCAAAUCUCUCCCUUUCUUGGACAACGAAAAUGCCGUCUUUCUUUAUGCAGCAAAUUUACACACUUCCGUCAUAAUAAGCCACAUGUCAGUCACACGCGCCAUUUAAAAAAGUAUAAAUGGGGCAAAGAAAUCACAGCCUAUAAACAUUCAACUCAAUGUCUUUCACAAUAUGCCAUUUAAUCAGUCGGACAUAGAACCUAUUUACCUUCGAAACGAUCACAACAAGAAACGACUCAUGCCAAUAAAAGAAGAAAUGAAAGAAACAAGAGUCGAUAAAUGGACAUUUGAAAGUUUCUUUGGAAUCAAAAGCAAAGGCCAAUCACAGAUCAUCACAGACGAAUCCAUGAAUCGACUUAUAUCCUUUCAUUUGUAACAUAUCUCUUUUUCUAUAUUCCUUUUUGUAAAUAAUCUUGAAUAAAUCUUGCAUCUCUCUAUUUCAUAUUUUCUGGUUUCUAAAUUUAGAUUGUUUUUAUUGGUGUGAAUAAAUGUAUACUUGUGAGUGGUUCUUAUUUUAUAUAUGCAAACACAUGUUUUUUAUUUUUGCUACGGGUAACAGUCGUCAAGGGAAAUAUUUGUUGCUUUAUUUACUCACUCCUGAUGAUGCCAACGUGUAACGUGCCCAAGACUAUAAACAUCAUAAAGCACCCCACGUGCCUGUGUCUAUGCACAAAAGGGUCCUACAGAAGUUUAGGUAAAAACCAUUUUUAGCAGCAUCCAAUCAUUUUUCUUGACGUAAGCUCAUUUUUAUGUACGGG